GCAGCUGCAGUAGUCGCUGUUGUCAUGGAGAUGGAUUCAGGCCCGGCGUCGGCUGCGGGCGCCGUUGCCAUGGAGACGGGGCCCCGCGGCGAGGAGCGCGCGGCGCGGCUGCAGCAGCGAGGAGAGAAGCGCGCGGACUUCUACAUGCUGAUCGUGAUCGGCGAGAUCGGCACAGAGCAGCAGCUGCAGGCCGCCAGACAGCACAUCGAGCGCGGGAUCCGCUCCUGGGACAUCAGCCUCACAGCGUGUGAUCUGGCCCGGCAACUGCAGCUCUUCAUUACUAGGCACUCUGCCCACUUCUCUGCAGAGAUCAGAGGACAAAGGACUCUGCACCACCGAAGUGAUGUACUCGAGACAGUUGUCUUAGUCAAUCCAUCGGAGGAUACAGUUCUUUCAGAGAUCCAUUCUCUUGUGUCUGACCCAGCUGUGCACAAGCUACUGGUCCUGAGUGGGCAGAACUCGGACCAAGGUGACCUGCUUCUUCAAACUGGAGUGUUUACUUAUCAAGCCUUAUCACGUGUCUUUGCUGAUCCUGGGGUCACUUAUCUGCUGGGUAAAGCAGACCCAGGGCAGCGGGCAACGCUCACUGUGUCCUGCCGAGCUGAGGCAGGUUGGACCUCCCUGGGGCAGUGUCUGAGGGAGUUUCUGGACUAUAAAUUGAAUCCUGAGCCCAUACUUCCCAAAAUGGAGGGCGUCACAGAGUUCACAGAGUACAUUUCCGAAACAGUAGAUGUGCCAUCCCCAUUUGACCUACUUGAGCCACCCACUUCUGGAGGAUUUCUCAAACUGUCAAAGCCUUGCUGCUACAUCUUCCCUGGAGGAAGAGGAGACUCUGCCCUGUUCGCAGUCAAUGGUUUCAAUAUUUUGAUUGAUGGCGGCUCUGAGAGAAAAUCAUGUUUCUGGAAACUUGUCCGACACUUAGAUCGUAUUGAUUCCAUUCUGCUCACUCACAUUGGUGCUGACAAUCUCCCUGGUAUCAAUGGGCUCCUUCAGAGGAAGAUAGCAGAGCAAGAGGAAGAGCAGUCACAAGGCUCAACUACAUACAGCGACUGGAUGAAGAACCUCAUUUCACCAGAGCUUGGAGUUGUGUUCUUCAAUGUACCAGAGAAGCUCCGCACCUCUGAAUCAAACUUAAAAGUCAAACGCAGUAUUGAAGAAGCUUCUUUGACAUUGCAGUACCUUGACAAGCUUGGAAUUAAGCCUGAACCUCUUUUCCGUGUAGUUAGUAAUACCAUUGAACCCAUCACACUUUUUCACAAGAUGGGUGUGGGCAGGUUAGAAAUGUUUGUCCUUAAUCCAGUGAAGGACAGUAAGGAAAUGCAGUUUCUUAUGCAGAAGUGGGCUGGUAACAGCAAGGCCAAAACUGGGAUUGUGCUCCCCAAUGGAAAAGAGGGUGAAAUAUCUGUUCCGUACUUAACAUCUGUUACAGCUCUUGUGGUCUGGCUUCCUGCCAACCCAACAGAGAAGAUUGUCAGAGUUCUGUUCCCUGGCAAUGCACCACAGAACAAAAUCCUUGAAGGUCUUGAAAAGCUAAAACACCUUGACUUUUUGAGGUAUCCAGUGGCUACACAAAAGGACAUAGCUUCUGGUGUCUCACCUUCUGCUGUAAAACAGACAAAGUUAAAGCAAAGGACAGACAGCAAAGAAAGUCUUAAGUCAUCUCCCAAGAUGCACACACCUACAAAGACCUUCAAGAAAGAACUGGAUGGACAGGAGGACACAUCCAUCCUUGAGACAAAAACUGAAUCUGUCAAGGAGAACAAGUCUGACAAAAAAGAGGAGAAAAAACACACUAAGCCAUUGAAAACAAAAACUGAGGUAACAGAAAAGAAAAAGUUAAUGAAGGAGAAAUCACUGAAAAAAUUCACAAAAGAAAGGGCAUCCAAAAUGGAUGAGAAAAAAGAUAAAGAAAAGAAAGAGAUUAAGAAAGAAAAACGUGAAAUCAAAAAAGAUGACUCUGUGAAAAAAGAUGAGAAAAAAAUAAAGACCAAGGAUGUUUCAAAACCCGAACUGCGGAAAAUUACCAAACCUGAUCUAAAACCCUUCACACCAGAGGUCAGGAAAACUCUUCACAAGGCCAAAACCCAAGGGAAACCCAAAACAGUAAAGAGCAAGACUGCUAAGGUGGAAAAUGCAGAGCCUGUUGCAGAAUCCCGAGUUGAGAAGGCUCAGUCUGAGACUCAGGAGAAUGGCACAGGAGAAGUCAAAUCUGUUCCUUCAACUCCAGAAGAUUUGACCAAGGAGUUUGAAGAGCUGAGAGAAAAGACACCAGUUGAACUGGUAAAUCAGCCUAAGCCAGAGGAAUGUUCCCUCACACCUUCAGAACAACCAGCUGAUGAAAAAGUAGGUCCGUGUGCAGAUACUACUGGUGAGAAAGAAGAUGCUCUUGUUUCACAAACUGCAACAGGUAUACAGGAACCAGGAUCUCCAGAAAAAGAAGUGCCAACUACAGAAGAAAUCAAAAUUGAACCUGAGCAAACUGCAGAGGAACGACAAGGACUGGAGAGUGAUAAAUAUGAGGAUGAAGGCACGGCCAUAGAGGAUGAAGAAGAAGAGGAAGAGGAAGUGGUUACAGUUGAAAAGAAAACAAUAGAGGUGGAAGAGGACAUGGGCAUAGGAGAUGAAGAAGAUGAAGGAAUGGUAAAAGACAGCAAAGAUUUGGAAGGAGCUGACAGAAAACAUGAGGUUGAAGAAAUGGAGAAGCACGGCGAAAGGGAAGCAAUGACUGAAAUAAAGACUGAAGUUGAAGAAGGACAGAUGGAAGAUGAGUAUGUUGAAAAAGCAGAGUUGGAAGAAGCUGAGGACUUGGAUGCUAUUGCGGAUGAAGAAAUCAAAGACGUUGCUGAUGAGAAGUUAACGAAGGAGGAGGACCACAAGAUGAGUGAGGAGACUCUAUUGGCCAAAGACGAUGAGGACGCAUACUUAUCUAAUGUGGGAGGUCUGACAGCUGGUGUUACAUCCACAGUCCAAGGAGCUGCUGCAGCAGAGAGUUUGUCAUAUAUUCAAGAUGAAACAAUACCAGGUUACUCAGAAACUGAACAAACAAUCUCAGAUGAGGAGAUUCACGAGGAAUCUGAGGACAGGAUACCUUACCUUCAAUAUGAAGUUGGCACGUAUGAUGUCUCAGUACCAGAUCAAACAGGCUCCUUUGAUGCAAUCCAUGGCAUGAAAGAGAUGCAAGCCAUGGGUGAAGGACCUGCAAAAGCAUUUACUGGCAUCCAAGAGCCUGCUAUUUCGGUGUACACCAGCAUAAUAGCUGCUCCGUUGGCUGAGGAGGAACAUGUCUCUUCAGCUACAUCAAUCACUGAAUAUGACAAACUGUCGUCUUUUCCAACCUCUGUUACUGAGGAUCAGUCAGUGGCGUCUGUCACAGCACCUCAGACUGAGGACACUGGAAAGAGCUCAUUACUUCUCGACACAGUAAACAGUGUACAUCCCAUAACCCAAACAGAAGCUACCCAAGGCAAAGACUAUCUGCACUCUGCUGGAACCAUCUCUCCAACAUCCUCCCUAGAAGAGGACAAGUGCUUCAAAUCACCUCCUUCAGAGGAAUGUCCACCACUUCCCUUGGAGGGGAAGAUAGAGGGAAUCGAGACUACUACCCACUAUGAGGAGGAGGAGGAGGAGGAUGAGUACGAAGAUCAAACACCAAAUGUUGAUAUUUCUCUUGGAAAGUUACAGGAAGGAUAUGCUGUAUCUCCUAAAUUCCAGGAGAAAGACAAAGAAGGUGAAAAGCCCAAGAGUCCUGAGGCUUCUCCCUUGGAGUCCACACUAGACAAGAAACCUGUGUCUCCUUCUGUUCUGGAGGAAAGAACAGUGUCUCCACUUAAAGAAGAUGCACCAUCUGAAUUUACUGCAACACCAGCCUCUACAUCACCUGUCCCUUCUAAGCCAUUGGUUUCAGAGUCAGGUAGUUUUCCAGAGGCGGAAGACAGAUGCUUCAGCCCGGAUGACAGCACUGUUAAAAUGGCCUCGCCUACACAAUCUGGACCACCUAGUGCUACUCACUCCCCUCUUCGUAUGUCACCUGUUGAAGAUAAGUCCAGGGUGUUCCCUGAACAGUUGGAACAAGAACAGGAGGGGGCCAUCUGUCCCUCUGAAUUUCAAGUUGAAAAGGAGAGUGAAAAACAGCGAACAGACAUUGAAGAGGUUGCACCAGAUACGGUUAUGAAAGCAGGUGAAAAAGAAGUACAGAAGGAGGAGAAGGUUGAGUUGCUAGUAAAAGAAGGGGACAUAUCACAAAUCCAAGACACAAAAGAGCCCACCACUGUGACAGCUCCAGUGACUGAAAAAGACGAGCCUUUACUGAAAAAGGAAGAUUUAUCAGCAGAGAAUAUGGCACUGCUGCAAAAAAGUAGAGAAGAGGAUGAAGUUAAAUAUGAAGAUGAUUUCAGCAUUUGUAAUAAAGUCACAAUUGCAGAGGAAAAGGAAAGUCAUUUCCUUGAUGAUCAUGAUGGUAAAUCCUCUGAGGUUAAAUCCUCUGUAGAAAAAGAAGAGAAAAAGGAGAAAGAAAAGGAGCUUUAUGAAGAUGAGAAAGAGGAUGCAGAUGAGAAACAAGAAGAUUAUCAGCAAACCUCUCUGCCAGAGACUGAUAAAGAAACUAUUCUGUCAUUUUUAGAAUCUAAAGAAAAACAGACAGAAAUUGCACAUGAGCAAGGUCUAAUUUCAGGAUCAGAGAAAAUAGAUAUGCCUCCUAAAGAGGAUUUCCAAGCUGAGAUUUCUGAAAAAAUACCUGAAGAGACAGAAAUAGCCCCCAAGAAGGAUGUAGAAUCUAAAGAGAAACAAGUUGAAGAAAAACAGCCACAGAUUUUGGAGUCAACACCAGAAAAGGCAGAUUUACCCUCAACCCUGGUUGAUGAAUCCAGAGAUAUGGCCAUUAAACAACCUGUGGACCUAAAGUCAUCAGAUUUAAAAGCUGAAACAUUUGAUGUCUCGUUAACAAAAUAUACAGAGGAACCUGUUGUUGUAUCAGUCUCACCAGUGGUAGAUAACUUGGAUCAGAUGACUGAAAAGAAAUUAGAAGUUACUGAAAUUGUAUCUCUGCAGUCGACUUUACAAGACAGAGAUGCAUCCCACAAAGGUGAUCAAAAGUCAGAAGAAAAGGAGACAAAAGUAACAAUAUCUCAAGCACAACUAUUGGAUUCUAAAGAAAUUAUUGAAGAGAGACGUUACCAGAUCUCAGUGCUACCAGACAAAACAGAAGCUAUAGCCAAAAUGGACAAAGAAAGUAAAGAUGAGACCACAGAAGACAUCAAAUCUCAAAUUCAGAAGCCAGCCAUAGCAGAAUGUGUAUCCUCAAAAACAGAUGAUUAUGAAUCAAAAGAUGUAGUGGAGAGUCAGUCAGUUACAGAGGUAAAAUAUUUAGCAACCAAAAUGGUUGAAGAACAUAAGGAGGAACAAGUGGAGAAAAUGGAAACUCAGAAGCCUGUGGACGAUACUCAAAUAAUAAUACGUACUUUAGAAAGUGAGGAAGAAUCUACAAAAAAGCCUACAAAAGACAUUGAAUCUGAAAUACAGCACCCAGCUUCAACAGAAUAUGUCACCUCAACAGCAGAUGAGUCAAAAGAUAAGCAUACAGUCAUGAGUCAGUCAAUUACAGAGGUCAUAGAUUUACCAACCAGUGUGGUUGAAGAGCAUAAGGAUAAACAAAUGGAGAAAAUGGAGAGUCUGGCCUUAAAGUCAGAUGAGACACAUUUAACUUCUGAAGGUGAGAAAGAAUCUACAAAGCCUAUGGAUGAUACCCAGUUAACAACACACACUUUAGAAGAACCAGAUGUAGCCACACAAUCAGAUUUUCAACCUGAAGACAAACUCACAGAAACUAGUCAAUCUCAAAUCACAAAGCCUGUAGUUUCAGAAGACUUGGAAUUAGUCUGCAAACCAAAACAAGAAUUGAAAAAAUCAGUUUUAGAAGAUACUGAAUCCAAAACACAGCCAUCAACAUCAGAAAAAUCUGAUUCACUAUUAAAAUCUGACCUUGAAUCAAAAGACAAACCAAUACAAGAGAGCCAGCCUGAAGUCUGUCAGGCCCCAUCAAAUGAAACAUAUUUGGUGGUGAAAGAGGAUCAGGUUUCUAAGGAGAAACAAAAAGAGGAAACUGGGCCUCUGGAGCUGAAGUCAGAUGUAGCGUGCAAGCUUGACGAGAAGUCUACAGAGAAACAUGAAGAAACAAUACCUAUGGCAGAAAAAUCAGAUGUUACUUCCAAGACAGAAUAUGAAUCUACAUAUAAAGAAUUGAGCACACCUGAAACAUCUGUCGUUUCAGAAGAAAAAGAUUCAAUCUGCAUAACAGAUCAAGGAUAUCAAGACACAGAAGACAUCAAAUCUCAAUUGCCACAGUCAGCUGCAAAGAAAACAGAGACAAGUUCUGAGGACAGUGAUGGACAGCAGAGCCAUCCUCAAACCACUUUUACAUCCGAGCACAUAGCAACAGCAGAGGGUCAAAAAUCAAAAGAUGAGAUCAUGGAAGACAUCACAUCUCAAACAAAAACACUAGAAUCAGCUCAUGAAAAAUCUGAUAUUUCACUAAAAGGAGAUCAUGAACCUAAGGAUAAGGAUAUGGAAGAAGACCAAGCCCAAGUCUUAAAGUCCACAUCUGAGAAAACUGAAUCAGCAGACAAAGAAGACCAGGAUUCUAAAGUGAAAAAGGCAGAAGAGGUCUUUAUUGAAAAAACUGUGUCCACAAGUGUAACUUCUGACAAAGAUCAAGAAACUAAAGAAAAGCAUGUGGAAGAAAGCAAACCACAACCUCUGGAGUCACUGUCUGAAAAAGCAGAUGACAUUUCUAAGCUGGACCAAACUGCAGAACGGAAAAAAGGAGCUGAUGAAACAUUUGAUUUAAAGCUUGAAUUAGAAUCUAAAGCAGCUCCCAGCAGUCCCACCAAAUCAUUGCCUGAACAAAUCCCUUCAUCUGAAUCAAAAACAGAAGUGGAUUCUAAACUUGAUUUAGAGUCUAAGGAAGAAGCUGAUACCUUUAAAUCAGUGAUCCCAGAAAAAACAGAUCAAGAGGUUGAAAAGUCAUCUCAUGAAGAAUCUCCAAAAGAAAUAUCGGUGUCAAGCUCUGAGGCAGAAGAUCUGGAAUAUCAGACAGACCUUACAUCUAAAACACAGCAGCUAGGAGAUGAUGAGCACCAUACUGUGUUAACAUAUGAAACAGAAACUUUACCAGCAAUAUCAGAGAAAAUGGACAUUGGUGCCAAAUUGAAUUUAGACUAUAAAGAGAAAUGUGUUGAGAUUAAACAUGGCGCUUCACUGUCAAUAACUGAGAAAAUAGAGAGCGGAGUGAAAACAGUGUUAGGCUCUGAAUUUCCUGAAAAAUACUCUGACAAUGAAGAAAGUACAGAGGAAGAUGAAGGUGAUGCCAUCUGCAUGGGGGGUGCAGGUUCAAGACCAUUGUCAGUGGAACCAUGGGCCUCAGAGGAAACAAAGGACAGUUGUGCUGAACAAAUGUCACCCACAACGGGUGAAAAAGAGGAAAUGAUAACUAAUUUAGACGAUAAAGGUGUGCGCACAGACUCAGCUAGGCUUUCACCAGGGAUAGAGAAGGAAAGUGAAGAGACCGUGAAAACCUCAGUCCCCACAGCUCCUGCAGAUCAUAGUAUUACAACAGUGACAGAGCCAACAACCCAUACCACCAUUCAGACAAGUUCUGAAAAGUCAAACAUGCCUAAAACACAGACACUCUCAACAGACACUGUUAAACCUGAAAAAGAAGUGGAGAGAGAAAUGGAAGGAGAGCGAGAAAUGGCCUCUCCAGGGUUGGAAAAAUCUUCCUCAUAUUUUCAAAAAACAGACAGCACUGAUGAAAAGUACUCUAAAAAGACUGCUGAGGAAAGGACCAAAAUAGAGAAAGAGAAAAUGGACGACGGCAUCACAUGUCAACCUGAGAAAGGGAGCUAUGAAACAUCCAAAUAUGAGCCCUAUGAAAAACCUCUCUCAAGUGAACAUGACAGAGACACUGAGCAAUAUCCUAGCUCUAACCUUGACGUAGAUGUACAUGACAAUAGAAGGGCCAGCCAGUCAUCUCUGCAGGGAGCUGCAAGCCACGUAGAUGAACAAAGUGAUGAAGAACCAGUGUCAUUCAGCAAGGUUGAUUACCAUGCAUCUUUCUCUGAGACAAAGACAAGUAUCCUGGGUGGACUCAGUACCUCUUUGGAACAAGACAAUAAGGAGAGUUACCAAGAAGAAGAGUUAGAUAGAGAAAGACUAGAUACCCCUUACAUGGACAAGAGUUUUACUUAUGUAGAGACAUAUGACAAUAGAACCAUUCCUGACUCUGGAUCAAGCUGUUCCUCCAGUGACAUCCAAGACAAAUCAGAGAAGUUAGUAAGGGAGGAGAAAGAGAAAGAGAAGGAAACUGUGAAGGAGGACACACGCUCUUCUCUCCAUAGCAAGGAAGAAGAGGAUACUUGUUCUGAAGUACCAGUAAAACAGCCUUGCACUUCUGCCUCCAUUCCGUUACAUCCUGAUAUGUCAGAGCCUGAGAAAGAGAAAGAGGCAAAAGGGCAAGAUACAAAGUCGGCACUUCAUACAGAGGUUUGUGAUGACACAACAUCAUCUCUAAAAGUUGAGACUCAUGUGACUGUUGGGGCACCACAACAAGGGCUGUUUUCUCCAUUACAAGAUCAGUUAAGCCUUCAGACCACAACAGUAACCUCAUCUCAUGCUGAGAACGUAUCAGAGAGUGAGGGCACGAAGAGCGAUAAGACAGAUGUGGGUUCAGCAAAGCAAGUGAAAGAAGAUUUAGAUUUAUCUCCCAGCAAAGAAGACCCAUUUUCCCCUGGAAGGCACUCACCACCAGAGAAAGAUAUGUCUGGUCGAUUAUCCCCUGAGGAUGGAGCUGCUCAGGUUUCUGCUACAUCUCGUACUGAGGUAUAUCAUGUAGAUGACAAUGUCCUUGCAUCUGAGAGUGCAAGCAGGGAAAGUCCUGCGACCAGCAAAUCAUUAAUGGCAAGUGGAGAGACAGAAACAUACCCAGUCAAAAGUCAAAAGAUAUUUGCAGAGGAAGAGGAUGACUACGAGGAAGAGGAAGAGGAAGGUGAAGAUGAUGCUAGUGACUUGGAUAUGGAAAAAGGUGCCAGAGAGAUGUCUGAGAAGGAGACCAAAGUAGCAUCCGAUGAUUACAGUGAUACCAAGUUAAGUGAGACAAAAGAAGAUAAGGAGAAGCAGAUAUAUGAAUCAGAAUACACUUGUGAAAAACAAGAGGAAGAUACAUCAGAAGCUUCAGAAGACCCUUUGGAAAGUGAGAAAGCUAAAGACAGAGUUAGCACCUUUUCCACUCUUUGUCAAGGUCCAUCAGAAAAAAGUGAGACAGUUACAUCAGGGCCUGCAUCUGUACAUGGUUAUCAUCAUGAUAUGGACAGCAAGGACUCUGAGCAAUCAAAGGAAAAAGAUCUAAGCAAGUCCACUGAGGACAAACAUGAAUAUGACAUACAGAAGACCUUGGAUAAAAAAACCGAGGGAACAGAAUCCUUGACAGGUGCCCAGACCGAUGCAACACAGUCUUCAUCCUCAUCCUACAGUUCCUCAUCAACCUCUGCCUCAUAUUCAACAGGUCAGCACUUUGCAGAGGGGAUAGGCACCCCUAUUACCAUACCAAGUGCUCUUCUGAGGUCAGAUGCAGAUAGUAUGUCAUAUGAGUACUCCUUUCUCAAAGAGGAAGAACUACCCUGCUUAAGCUCUGGAGUACAGUCAAGAGAUGAAUACAUGGAAGUAUCUGAAAAACUCACACCAGCAACAACAACAGCUGAGUCAAUAUCUAGUCUUGCAAGGUUUUCUCCAUUAAGCCCAUUGGAGGAGACAAAAUCUUUCCUUCAAGACCAAGCAUCAUCAGCAGAGGAAAAGUCAGAAGAAGAAGUAACAAGUAUAAAAUCAGACAAAGAUCAGCCCUUUGACCAAAAAGAUAUAUUUGUAGCUGACUCAAAGUGCUCAAAAGAACCUGAUUCUGCCAAAAUUACAUCUCUGCAGUCUGAAGCUCCUUCAGCUACAUCAGUUAUAUUUGAUAUUGCGCCAUUAAAGAAAGCUGACUCAGCAGACAGAGACUGCCAGCAAGAAUCCUUUGACAUUGAACCUGAAGGUCAUGCAAGCAAUAUUGAUGAAGGCACUUUACCUUGUAGAAUUGAAUGUGGCAGAUCUGUCCUUCAAAAAGGAAGCAUAGAAACAUUGCCUGAACCACAUGAUGAUUUCAAAGCCUCAACUAAAUCAGAGCAGCACUCUGCAGAAAGGUCCUCAAAAGGACCAACAGAAGUUUGCACAAGUUCUCAAAAUGUUUCAAGCAAAAUAAGUGAAGCAGUUGUGGCUGGGGCCUUAGGCCUGCCAGGUACGAAACAGGAAGAGGGGGAAAAAGAGAAAGAAGAGAAGAAAAAUGAGGUUCAAAAGGAGCAUGUGGAAGCUGACAUUGAAAAAGAGAAAAAGGACCAGCAGGAAGAACAUAAACCUGUCCCAGGCAUGGAAAAGAUGGAGGAGGACAAAAAGAAAACAGGGAAAGAACAGAGACAAAAGGAUGAAGAAGUGGAACAUGAAAAGACUGAUACUGAAUUGAAGGGGCAAGAGCUACCAAUUGAAGCUCUGAGGGAAAAGGGUGAGGAAGAGAGCAAAGAAAUGGUUGAUGUAGUGUUGGAGGUGAAAAAAGAGGGUAGAGAAAAAGAACCGGGGAAUGUUAAGGAAAAGAUUGAAGAAGAGUCUAAAGAAAAGUCAGAAGAGAGAAAGGAACAACUAAAAGCAGAGUUGCCAGAAAAAGAUACCAAGAACACAGAGGCACAGGAAUCCAGUCAAAAAAGCACCUCUGCUUCUGAAACAAGGCAGGAGACCAUUACAUGCUUGAGAGCAACACCUGGUGAUGAAGAGGAUAUCUGUGAAGAAAUGGAAAUGGAGGAAGUUCAGGGAGAGCUCCUGAAAUAUGACUCAGAAGAGAAAAAAGAUCAAACUCAUGAUAUGUCAGUUUCAUCGAGUGAACAGACCUCAUCCUCUAAGCCAUCCAAGACGUCAGAGGAGGAUUUUACUCGACCUUCUGAUCUCUGCAUGGAGGCCAGCUCCUCUCGCUCACCUCCAUUAUACAAACACUGCAAGGGAGAACUGUCCCCAUCGUUUAUUAACCCGAGCCCACAUCAUUUAUCCAGUGAAGAGGGUGAGGAGGAUGGCAGAAGUGACUGCUCAAGGGAGGAUGAUUUUGAUGAUGAACGUGAACAGCACUCUGUUAAGAGGAGAUCUCACAGACAGCAGCGUCACCAUGCCCACAGCUCCCAUGGAGACAGUAAAGAGGCAACACAUGCCCCUUCUAGUGCCAUGGCAACUGGACAUGGAGUAUCACUUGCAGGCGGAGAAGAAACUCCUCCCACCUCUCUAAGUGAGUCAGUUCCUUCUCAGUCUGACUCAGACGUGCCACCUGAGACUGAGGAGUGUCCAUCCAUCACAGCUGAAGGAAACCUUGACUCAGAUGAAGAUACAGAGCACCUACCAGUUGACAAAACCUCUACCACAGCAACCAGUGGUCAUCACUCAUCCUCUCCGAGGAGCCAUGAUCCUCCACCGGCCCCAAUGAAAGACCCUGUGCCCCAACCCCCCCACCCAGAUGUGUGCAUGGUGGAUCCAGAAGCUCUUCUUAAUGGGCAAACCCACACAGAGCGACCCAUCAAGAAAGACCUUAAAACCAACAAAGGGUUAAGGAAGACCUUGGGGAAGCCAAAGUCUGCAUCUCCAGCACGUAAAGGUGAUGCUAGGAGCAGAAGGUCCACAACACCUGUAAAACAGGCAUCCAAAGACUCCUCGCCUCAUACCCCUUCUCUUAAAAGAUUAGAUUCUGAGAAGACACUUCGACUGUCUCGAAUGUCUGAGACAGCAGGCUCUAAAGGAGAGAGCUAUUCAGGAAAAGGGCUUGUCAAUGGUGUAAAGAGCAAUACAGGCUCCAAUCAGAAGUCCAAUUCUGGUGUUCCACCUGGACCACCUUUCUAUGUUGACCUUGCCUACAUUCCAAAUCACUGCAGUGCUAAAAAUGUUGACCAAGAAUUUUUCAAGCGGGUGCGCGCUGCGUACUACGUAGUGAGUGGAAAUGACCCAGGCAGCGGAGAACCUAGCCGUGCAGUUCUGGACGCAUUGCUUGAAGGCAAAGCACAGUGGGGAACCAAUCUACAGGUAACCCUGAUCCCUACCCAUGACACAGAGGUGACUCGUGACUGGUAUCAGCAGACUCAUGAGAAGCAGCAGGAUCUGAACAUAAUGGUCCUGGCCAGCAGCAGCACAGUGGUCAUGCAGGAUGAGUCUUUCCCUGCCUGCAAAAUUGAAUUUUAGGCAGGAUUUUUAUUAUUAUUUACACAUUCAUUUCUCAUCAUUCCUUAAGACUUAGAUGGUGUAUUCUUUACCACCCACAGCCUUGUAUUCCAUCGACUGCCAUUUAUAGUUUGUAUCUUAGCCUGCAACGGCCACAGAUCCUAGUGCUGUCAAACAAGGCCUUAUAAGCUUUGGUUUAGACUCCUGAUUCACACCUACAUAUUAUUUGAUUGUGUCUGCAAGGCUUAGGUGAAGAAUUUGAAUUACUAGACGCUGUAUGAGCUAGCAUUAGCUGAGGUUUGUUGCACAUUUAGUUUACUUGUAUUCUCAAUGGUGAUAUCUUUAAGAGACAAGUAUUCAUGUUCAAAUGCCUUGACCUAAAUUUCAAUUUGAAGCACAAAAACAUACCCUCUGCUAUUUUUUUAAUAGCAUACCUCAUCCUACCCUUGUUUCUUCAUUAUGAAUGUUAGCAUGCCUCAGUAAACAUUUACUCUAACCUCAAUCUAGGAAAACAAACAAUGAAUAUAGGAGUGUAAUUUUGUUUCGAGAGGACUAAUAACAUGCACUUUGAUAGUCUAGAAAAUGUCUAACUGUCGUGGCUGAUGGUCAGGUAUAAUGGCUGUGAAUAUAAAGUUCUACCACAGGAGACUUAAAUCACACUAUUCUGAAAAGGCACAUACUGUACACAUACCAGCGAAAGUAAGCAAGCAGACAAACCAAUAAACAAGCUAACAGAUGCUCAUACACAGGAUAUGUAAGUGCCAAAUCUUAAUCCUGUAUUGUCAAUUAACAGAAUCUAUACAGAUCCUGAAAAAAAAAAAUCCAAAAUCUGUGUCCUUAAGGAAACAUUUUCAUCUGCUCAAUUAUCUCAGCAGUGUGGUAUUACUGGAGGCUGUAUAUGUCUGUAUGUGCCUUUAAGAAUAUGGCACUGUAGAUGACAUAUACCAGCAGCUCAGUGUUAUUUUUGCUGACUGGGCUUUUGUGUACUCAUAGUGGCUGAUGCAAAAGGGUCAAGAACCAGUCAGUGCAGCUUGUGUGUAGCAUUCUGUAAAGAACCUAUAUUAGAUAGCAAUGUUAAAAGGGGGAUCUCCUCAGUGAUUGGUAUUAUAUUAAGUUCAACUAAAGCAUGAGGGCUCUGCUUUAAUGAUCAGAACAGUCUUUGUGUAUUCAUACAGACUAAUAGCUAGGGCAGCUACUUUAACGUGUAUCGUCUGUCAUUUACUUGACCAUUUACAUGUUGAUUAAGUUGUUUAAGAGUGAAAUCAGAUAGAGUUUAUGAUAGUUUAUUGCCAGUAAUAUGAUUUUCUAGGGCUUGGACAGUAGUCUGAUUUCAGAACUUUUCAUAAUAGUGUCAAGAGUACUAGUCAGAGGGCUUGCACAUGCUGAAAUAAGUGAUGUUUUACAGUAGAGGAUUCAUAGAGCGAAGUUUUGAGUUCAAGGGUGUCUUGAUAGUUUAAAGUGUCAGCACAGUCUUCGUUUUUCUGAGGUGACAUUUAAAGGUUAUUUAAAACAAACAAACAAACAAACACAACAAAACAUUACAAAUUAGAGUUACAUUGAAUGGCAUUGAUUUUCAGUGGUGCAUGUAGCAGUACAGACAUGUUUGUAGGUGUAAAUGUAAAUGACAGCUUCAAGAAUAAGUGUGCAUUAUUUAGCCUAUACACUGUAUCAGCAGAGAGCAAGGGUCCCCUCAUGUGCCUUCUGCAUUAACUGUCUAAAUAUGACAAAAUAGUUUACAGAAAAAAAUGCAGAAGCAUUUUAAAUAGUGUGGAAAUGAUUAAUAGAGCUGAUGUGCUUUUGAACAUUAUCCAGAUCUUAAUGAUGAGUCCUUAGCAGCCUUAUGUAUGUACAGUAAUACAGAAUGAAUUAUCCCCUAUUCUAAGGUGUUUGUCCCAAAAUGAGAUGUUUGGGAAAUUUUGCACCAUGUAUGGUAGCAGAUUUAUAGACUGUAAAGGAGCCAUACAAGCAAGGUGUAUAGGUGGUUACACUGCAUGUAAAUAUUUAGGUAAAUAACAAAUUAUUAAUUUAUUUUAAAGAAAUGCAAACUUGUAUUAAUUAUCUGGAGGUAUUCCUGUUAUGUACUGAAGCUUUAAUGGAAUGUGGUUGAUUGAAUCUAGUACGUCUCAAAUGUAUACACUCAUGUAUUACCUUGUAUGUCCAUCAUACAGAGGAACUAACAUCCAACAGUUACAUUCAGUUGAGUGAUUUGAGAGUGAAGAACCGACUAUGACUAAUCUUAAACCACUAGAAGUCAAUUAUUUCAAACCACAAAAUAUAAAAUACUUUGAAUUAUGUGUUCUAUAGCAUACCUUAAUACGUUUCGUGAGAUUUAUUUUACAGCAACAGUAUUAACACAUUGACAUUGGUUGGUUGAUUUUGUCGAUAUUAUUUACAUAUUUAAUUUUCUAAAUCAUAAUACACAAUGCCUGUAUCUUUUUAUUCAGUUUGUUAAUAUUGAAAUUUUAAAAAGCCAGCGAGAAUUUGUCACAUUUGAAAAUAUAUUUCUUAUUUUCUUUGCCGUAUGCAGAUUGGACUGAAAGCAAGACUGUGACUGUAUAUGAAAUAAGUUCUUAGUGAUAUUGCAUUGUCCUGCACUCUGUGACAUACAGCUAGCCACACUUUAGUCAUAGUAAUCUUGUAAACCCACUGCUGCUCACGAAUGAAUGAAUUCUUUUUGUGGUAAACUGGUUGUGCCAUUUCCUAUGCUGAAACAUAGCUGUUACAAGGUCUUUAACCCAAGCAGCCAAGUGAGCCUGCUCAGUUUAUGUCUUAAUUGGUUCUUCAAAGGUGUGUGAUUCACUGUUAGGCAUUUCAGUAAUCACUGAUUCUUGUUUUAAGUCAGUGAGUAUGUUUCGCUUUUUGAAAGGAUAUUCUCAAGAUGUUUUCAGCGGCAGGGUCUCGAAGUAUUCCUCUUAGCUGUGAACGCACAAGGUUAGCUGUGGGAAGUUCGAAGUGGCCAAAGCAAUGGAAUUACCUCUAGGCCUUCGAAAAAUGAAGUGAGCCAAUAAACAAAUUGACUGAAAAUGCUCUCUACUCUUCACAACAUAAACAAACACCAAGGACAAAAUGUAUUUUUGAUAGAAGACUAUGCUAAAAUGGGAUCUCGUACUGUAUGUCCAAAGGUAUAGAUAUAUUUUAAUGUUUGGCCUUAGUAACAAGCACUGUCUGGUCUUAUUGAUUAGCUGUGAUUGCUGUACACAGAACUCUGUGUAAGUAAUGAAUGCACUAACUUAAUAUUAUUGAAUGUAUAAGUUGCUUUGCUGGAUGCUGCUUGAACAAAACAAAGAACUAGCUAAUAUGCACAUGGCACAGUGUUAGAAACGAUUGCAGAGAAAGACUGAGGUAUUUAUAUGAGUGAUUUGUCAAAGAAUUACUGUAGACUCAUUCGACUAUUGCUGAUUUCAAUACUGAUGUGUCACUGUCUUACUGAUAGAAAACUGAAAAAAAUGGUUUGCAGAGGGCUGCCCCACAACUGAAAACUGUACAAACUACAGUUGCGAGGUUUUCUUCUCCUGAAUAUGACUUGAAAUGUGAAAGAAGACAAAAGAACGGUACAACUCCUGUACUUACAUAGACUUGUAUAUACCAAUCAAACUAGGUGAUACAAACUUAUUCUUGUGAACAGUUUUCAUUUCAGAACAACUUAGCAUCUGUGUAAUUCUCCUUCUCAACAAGCAAACAUGCUACCAAAAGGUACCUCCUCUUUUAUUUCAGUUUCAUGAUCCUGAGUCCCAUGUUCGGAAAAUAAUGGAUUCAUUUGCCCAUACGUCAUGCCAGUGCAUCAAUUUCUGCAUGUGAUCUUAUUAGUUAUAAUCCUGAAUGUACUUGUUUAAUAACUGAAUUAAACAAAAAUACUAUUUUAAAAAGGUAUAUUUGAACAAGCUAAUUGUCUUAAUAGUACUGAAAUAUGCAUAUUAUUGGGCUUUGCUUCUGUUUGCCCUAAGAUGUUGUUGAGAAGAUGCUGUGAUAGUUCUUGUUUUUUGCCGCUGUAUGAAUCUUAGUUCUGUUCUUCUUUAGUGCAAUAUUCCAUAUGAUCUCUUUCAACUCUAAAUGCAAACGUAGAUUUCUGCUGAUUUACUGUAAAAGGGAACAAUCCUGGUGAUCAUCAAUAAAAACUCAUAUGCUGAAAUUCUGAAAAA
Messenger RNA from Pygocentrus nattereri (red-bellied piranha), 16403 nucleotides. It is a transcript of the gene map1ab, whose product is annotated as microtubule-associated protein 1Ab. Bases 25 to 12285 code for a protein of 4086 amino acids. The transcript has 7 exons. Gene Ontology annotation, cellular component: dendrite; synapse; microtubule. The record is from RefSeq and is a predicted model, not a curated record. Gene Ontology annotation, molecular function: actin binding; microtubule binding. Gene Ontology annotation, biological process: regulation of microtubule depolymerization; dendrite development; axonogenesis. NCBI's taxonomy places the organism in Eukaryota, Metazoa, Chordata, Actinopteri, Characiformes, Serrasalmidae.